Messenger RNA from Corticium candelabrum, 553 nucleotides. RefSeq names its product ATP synthase-coupling factor 6, mitochondrial-like. Gene Ontology annotation, molecular function: proton transmembrane transporter activity. Lineage: Eukaryota; Metazoa; Porifera; Homoscleromorpha; Homosclerophorida; Plakinidae. Gene Ontology annotation, biological process: proton motive force-driven ATP synthesis. The transcript has a single exon. The record is from RefSeq and is a predicted model, not a curated record. The coding region runs from base 28 to 288 and encodes 86 amino acids.
GUUAUUGAUAUCUGUAUGUAAAUCAAAAUGGCGUUGCGAGUUCCAACUCGUUUAUUCUCGUUUGUAGGCGCUUUGAGACGCUCUCAAACCGAACUGGAUCCCGUACAGAGACUGUUUGCUGACAAGGUGAAAGAAUACCAAGAGAAAUCGCGGAAGAAUCCUGGCAAAUUGGUGGACGUUACACCAGAGUUUGAGGCGCACAUUACCGGCGAGAAGGAGCGACUAAAGAGGAUCUACGGAGGUGGAGACAUGUCUCAGUUUCCUAAAUUCGACUUCAAGAAGUCGUGAACGUGUUAGAUAGUCUAGACUAGAGAGAGAACAGACAAGACGUUGCAGAUUGUUUUCACACAUUUGUGUGUGUGGGUGUGAUAUCAUUUUGUAAUGGCAACUGUGUCUAUGUGUCGUUCUCCACAAGCAAUUCCUAACGUGUAGUAACACUGUUAUUGAUGUACAAUACUCAAACUAAACUACUGUGAGUACACUGUGAUAUGGCAAUGAUUCGUUGCAUUAGAAAUCCUUCAGUCUUGUCAAAUCCAUGUGAAAUAUCAUGCUG